Molecule: messenger RNA, 1340 nt
Organism: Saccoglossus kowalevskii
Lineage: Eukaryota; Metazoa; Hemichordata; Enteropneusta; Harrimaniidae
Product: platelet-activating factor acetylhydrolase IB subunit alpha1-like
Source: RefSeq, a predicted model, not a curated record
AUAUGGUUUAAAUGGUUUGUACCAAUGCAUAGUUUAAAUUUUGGAACUGGUGGUGACGCUACUCAGCAUAUACUAUGGAGAAUGCAAAAUGGUGAAUUGAAUAACUUUAAACCCAAGGUAGUAGUACUUCUAGCUGGUACUAACAAUCAUGGUCACACGGCAGAACAAGUUACAGGUGGUAUAAAAGCUAUUGUUGAUACAAUAUCAGAAAAACAGCCUCAAGCCCAAAUAAUUGUCUUGUCUCUUCCUCCAAGAGGUCAAACCCAUAAUCCUUUGCGAGUCAAGAACCAAAAGGUCAAUGAAUCACUUCCUGCUGUUUUGAAGUCUGUUCCAAAUACCACUUUUCUUGACUGUGAUCCAGGAUUUGUUCAAGCGGAUGGAACUAUUGAUCACAAUGAUAUGUAUGAUUAUUUGCAUUUUACAAAAAGAGCUUAUGAAAAAUAUUGUACCCCGUUGUAUGAAGCCUUGACCAAUAUUCUUUUACCGUGAACAAACCCUUUAGGAUUAUGAAAAUAUCCACCGGAAUAAUGACCCUCAUCAACUUGGAUAUAAGCUGACUCCUUAGGCAUCUGAGAAAUAUCAGCUUGACUAUCAUCAUUUAUUUUCUCUCUCGGUAUUUCUGUCAGAUGCUUGAGGAAUUUGAUUACUUAAAAUAUAAUGUAUGUUUUGCAAGUUGUGAAAGCUGUUUCCUUAUUUUUACACCUCAUCUUUACUUCAAGGGCUUUAGGCUCCAUUUUAUCACAAUUUGUAAUUGUGUUUUAUCAUCGGUCAAUCACUGCUUAGUAUAUACCCAUGUAAUUCGUUUGGAGGUCAUAGGUCAAUCACUGCUUAGUAUAUAUAUCCAUGUAAUUCGUUUGGAGGUCAUAGGUCAAUCACUGCUUAGUAUAUACCCAUGUAAUUCGUUUGGAGGUCAUAGGUCAUCACUGCUUAGUAUAUUACCAUGUAAUUUGUUUGGAGGUCAUAGGUCGAUCACUGCUAGUAUGUUACCAUGUAAUUCGUUUGGAGGUCAUAGGUCAAUCACUGCUGAGUAUUCUAAUGUGUCCUGUCUGCAGGCUGUGUAUAUUUCACUUAUUGAAACAAUAUUGUAGCAAGUUUUUUGACAAUGAAAAAGUGUCUAUUUUGUUGACACGUUGAUACUUUGUUUAAUUUUUUUUUAAUAUUGACCAAAAACUAUUGUACUCAAAACCAGAUGGUUUGGGUUCAGAGGUCAGUUUUUUGAGGGUUAGAGGUCAAAAGUUAGAGGUCAGUUCUACUUCUGAGCUAUUUAUUUUGUACAUUCCUUCACAUCAUUAAUGUUUCAUUUUUCUUUAAUUGUUUUAUUUGGCUUAGUCGGGAAAAGU